UCUUUUCAAUACUUGUUCAUUCUUGCAUGGUGGAUUCAACCCUAGCCUUAGAAUCUUCCUCCGCCAUCAAUCCACUGCCAGGCAUAAACCUCAUGUCGUCCUGCGUUCAUCGGCUGUGAAGGUAAAAAUGAAAUUGUUCUAGCCGAAACCAGUGUAACAAAGCUGUCGCCAAGAAUGCAACGGAAGGCAGUUGAUGAAAAGAAUAUGUGC
Linum tenue is the source of this 210-nucleotide messenger RNA. The record is from the annotation of a GenBank genome assembly. Lineage: Eukaryota; Viridiplantae; Streptophyta; Magnoliopsida; Malpighiales; Linaceae.